CCCAAAUCUUCCUUCUCCACGAACAAAACGUGAAUAAGAAAUAUCCUUACAGUUGAGGCUGAAGGAAACAACAAGUUUGAAGAUGGACGAAGAUCAAGGUAACGACGGGUUUCUAGACAUGGGAAAAGCUGAUAAAUCGGUAUGGUUAAUGAAGUGCCCCAUCGUGGUGGCCAAGUCAUGGGAGAACCAAGCUUCUUCUUCUGAUUCUCAGCCUGUCGCCAAGGUCGUCUUCUCUCUCGACCCUCUCAAACCCAACGAGCCUCAGUUUACUAUGGAGAUGGUUGGAUUGGAGACCGAAAGAAUACUGAAAAGCUACACUUUGAACAUGUUCAAAGACUUUGUUCCUAUGUGUGUCUUCUCUGAAACAAGUCAAGGUCAUAGUUUUGGUUCUUUACUUCCAUUGCUUCUCAGCUGUUCCAGUUUGUGUUUUUAUCUAUUGUUUCUCUCUUCCCCCCCGGAAACAUUGCUGCUCACUGCUAAACCUCGAUUUUCAAGUCUCGCUCCUUCUUCACUCGGCCUCUCUAUUUUGCAGCGACGCCUCGAGGUCGUCGAUCGGAAGAGUUUCUUUGUCUAGUCGUCAUCGGAACUUUUCCACCAUGGCUGGCGCUGAAGACUUUGUUAAAGGAAAUGUUCGCCCAAACGGCGUUAUAUUUCCACCGAGUGAUUAUGAGAUAGGGUGAAAGAGGGAAACGUCUGGGUUUUUCUUUUGUUUGCAAGAUGGAGCAUUAAUGUGCUGAAAAUGUGAUGUUCCUAUACAUACAGCAAAUCCUUAUGUCUCUGCCUCUCUGGUCAUCAAAGAUUUCUGCUAACUGAAGUAAAGUUGGUUUUGAAACAACUGACCCUGGUGCAUCGUCUUCUGAUGUCAAAUCACCUUCUACUGAAAAUACUUCAGAAACUAAAACUAAUUCUAUAUCUAGAAGGGGGGUCUCCUAUGGCAUUUACUGGUGGAUAUAAUGUCAAUGAGGUCCUAUCAUCAAAUAUUGGAUACGGGAACAGUGAGCUGACAAAAGUAACAUACGCAAGGGGUUCUACACCUGGAAGCAUACAGACAUGGCAAAUGGAUGAUUUAUUUGGGCCGACUGACUUCAAUCGAAACUAUGGUUACAUGGAAGAUGUGUCAUCUAAGGUUCUCCUAUAGUUGUUUUGUACCAUGUUUUAUAUGGGUCUAAUGUAGAGCAGACGCCUCCCAUUUUGUUAUUGUUUCGAAUAAUAUUUGUGUGUGUGCAAAAUGAGUUCUUUAUUAGGUUAUAUUAUACUAAUGUUGUAGCUCAGCUAGUAAAUUAAACUAUACAAUGUUUGAGUUCUGUAUGGGUUAUUUUUGCUGGAUUCUUCCAGGCUGAUAGUGGCAAGAAUGGAGAUUCUCACAGUUCAUCAAUCUUGAGAUCUGCUGAUGACGAGUUAGAUGAUAAUGAGCGCUUG
This is a messenger RNA of Hibiscus syriacus, 1419 nucleotides long. RefSeq lists its product as uncharacterized. Gene Ontology annotation, biological process: transcription by RNA polymerase II; transcription initiation at RNA polymerase II promoter. Bases 83 to 574 code for a protein of 163 amino acids. The record is from RefSeq and is a predicted model, not a curated record. Gene Ontology annotation, cellular component: transcription factor TFIIF complex. Lineage: Eukaryota; Viridiplantae; Streptophyta; Magnoliopsida; Malvales; Malvaceae. The transcript has 3 exons.